This is a messenger RNA of Ipomoea nil (Japanese morning glory), 992 nucleotides long. Its product is annotated as protein N-lysine methyltransferase METTL21A. Gene Ontology annotation, biological process: protein methylation. Gene Ontology annotation, molecular function: protein methyltransferase activity. The coding region runs from base 42 to 791 and encodes 249 amino acids. The transcript is spliced from 8 exons. Gene Ontology annotation, cellular component: nucleus. Lineage: Eukaryota; Viridiplantae; Streptophyta; Magnoliopsida; Solanales; Convolvulaceae. The record is from RefSeq and is a predicted model, not a curated record.
CUCAUUGUCAGCACUGCUGCUACUACACGAUUUGUCUGAACAUGGGAAGAGGAGAAGAAGAAGAAAAAGAAAAAGAAAAAGAAGAAGAAGAAGAAGACAUCGUCUGCUUGGACCUGUCGUUCUUCAUGAACGACAACUACGAGCUUACGACAUUCUCAUUCGGGUCUCAAGUUCUUCAGCUCUACUGCCUCCAAUCUGCUUCCACUGAUUUUGAUUUGACGGGACAGUUGGUUUGGCCUGGGGCAGUACUUUUGAACGAUUAUCUUGCAAAGAAUGCUGACAUCCUCCAAGGAUGUUCUGUUAUUGAGCUUGGCUCUGGCGUUGGUAUAACUGGAAUACUGUGCAGCAAAUUUUGUCGUGAAGUUGUGAUGACAGACCACAAUGAGGAGGUCCUCAAGAUCCUGAAGAAAAACAUCGAUCAUGUUUCUUCUGAUAUUUCCAUUCCUCAUGCUGGUUUAAAAGCUGAGAAGCUGGAAUGGGGCGAUACUGAUCAACUCAGUUAUAUCUUACAAGGGCAUCCUGAAGGAUUUGAUCUAGUUCUUGGAGCUGACAUUUGUUUUCAGCAGGCGAAUGUUCCUUUGCUCUUUGAUACUGUGGAGCAGCUACUCAAAGUUCGUGGUGGAAACAAAUGCAAAUUUAUAUUGGCAUACGUAUCACGAGCAAAAAUGAUGGAUGCCAUGGUCAUUAAUGAAGCAACUCGACGUGGUUUGCAGAUAAGUGAAGUAGCUGGGACACGAUCUGUGGUAAAAAAUCUUGAAGGGCUCAUAUUUGAGAUAAAGAUUAGGGAGUAGAAUUGGACUCUGACUACAAGAAUUCUCUAGCAAACUUGAGGAAGUCAGGUGCCUUCUGCUUUCCAACAAAGUUGUUAAAUUUUCAAUCAUCAUCGUGUUCUAGUUGUAUACAAAAAUGUAUUGCAAGUUUUGAUCAAGCAUAGGUUGUUUUUAAAACAUUUUCUUGAGUUCAACAAAAUAGCUGUUUUGAUUAAUGUUUAA